AUGGAUGACUUGCUUUACAUCGGCCGCGACAUUGGUGCUGCGGCCCUCUUCAUUGUCACCGUGCUACCCCUUUUUCUAUCUCUGGUUCAAACGACGCGAGCUGUCGAAUACAAGCCAUCGCUUCAAUUUACAGUGCACUCCUGGUUUCUGACCUUGUCCUAUGUCGGUGAUUCCAUCACACUCUUGCUCGAGUCGGUCAGAGGCCGCGGCGAGCUCCCUGAUGCCACCGCCAGCUUUUCGUACACCUUAUUUGUCUGUAUCCUGGUGCUCCGCCUCGAGUCCCUUCCCACAAAGGAGCAAGCCUCUGGAUGGUACCUCAACUGUGCAUUUUGGCUGCUUCUCCAUCUCAUCGAGCUCGCUACCGCAGUCCGGAUCGCUCUACGACCAUCUUUACCCUGGUCAUACUCCCAAGUCAACUUCGGUCUCGCAAUUUACAGAGCGUUGACGUGCUUGAUACUUCUUGUCACCUUCAUUCGAGCCUACAGGGAAGGAUACAUGAGCCUGGCACAAUCCGAUCUCGAAAACACCGAUUCACCAGACUCUGCUACCGAAGUUGUCAACAGGGAUGACGAAGACGGCCGCGCUGGCCCUGGGUUGCACACCACAGAUUACCUGGGACUCCGCAAGGAAGCCUACGAUGAAAUCGAGGAGCUCGGCGGAUGGAUUGCCUACGUGAAAAGGUUUCACAUCUUCCUCCGAUAUACGUGGCCGUUCGGCCGACGCUUCCUCCAGUUCCGCUUCAUCCUGACGUUCAACCUCCUAGUGGCAGAACGCCUCGUCGCAGUCCAACAGCCGCUCUGGUCAGCCGCCCUUAUCGACGCCAUCAGCUCGAAGCGCAGUCCUUGGCGGCCAUUCGCAAUGUUUUCCUUCUUCCGCUUCCUCAAUUCCGACAUGUGCCUUUAUCUGCUGGAAAACCUCAUGUGGAUCGACGUCGAUAUCUAUCGAAAGCAAAGGCUCAAGAAGGAGGCCCACUUCAAGGUCUUGAAUCUUGACAGUUACUUCCAUGCUUUUGUCCAGGCCACCGACAUCAUCCAGGCCAUCGACAACGCAUCAAGCAUUGACAAGCUACUGGAUCAGAUCAUCUUUGAGCUCUUACCCAACUUAUUCACCCUUGUCUUCGCUAUCAAUAGCAUCUAUCGCCGGUUCGGGCCGUUCAUGGUCAUCAUUAUCAUGUACAUGAUCACGACGUACGCAGUCACCGAGAAGCAGUACGUGGCAGCGACGAUGGAAGAGUACGGCCAGUUCGUCACUGCCAGAGACAGUCACGAGCGUCGGCGUCAGGAGGGCGUGCGUGGAUGGCAAACCGUGUCGGUUCAUAACCAAGUCGAGCAUGAGUGCGAGAUGUACGAUGCAGAAGUGGAUUCCUAUCUGGGCCAGUUGCGGACGUACAAAAUCCUCGUCUACUUUUUCCGGUUUGUUGACUCUUUCACAUACGAGAUCUCACACAUCAUCGGCUAUGCACUGGUGGCUUCCAUGGUGUACAGCGGUCAACGUACGAUAGGUGAUCUGACGGCAUUUCUCGGUCUUUGGGGUCUGCUUUGGGGCCCUAUCGAGUACUUUACCACCAUUGUCGGAUCUAUGCUCGAAGAAUUCCUCGAUUCGGCUCGCUUGAGGAGAAUCAUGGAGCAAAAAGCACGCAUUUCGUAUGGUGACCGGUCUCUCAAGUACGACAAGGGCGAGAUUCGGUUAGACCGGCUUUCUUUUGCCUACCCCGGCUCCAAAAAGUUGAUCAUCGGCGACCUCAGCCUCACGAUCAAGGGGGGAACCAAGGUUGCCUUGGUCGGACCGAGCGGCGCAGGGAAGUCGACCAUCUUCAAGCUCUUGAUGCGCCAACUCCUCCCGACACAAGGUGCUGUUUACAUCGACGGCCAGGACAUCGCUACACUUACCAGGGACUCGCUGCAUGAGAAUAUCAGCGUCAUGCAACAGAGCCCCUUUAUAUUCAACAAUACCGUCAUGUACAAUGUCCGGUAUGGAAACCCGAACGCCACCGAUGAAGAAUGCCAUCAAGCUUGUCGUAGGGCAGGCCUCCACGAUACCAUUAUGGCUCGUGACGACGGGUACGAGGCGAACACGGGAGAAAACGGAACAAACUUCUCAGGAGGCGAGCUCCAGCGCCUGCUGCUUGCCCGGGCCUUCCUCGAACAGCCCAAGAUCAUGCUCAUCGAUGAAGGCACCAGCGCGCUAGACUCUGAGACCGAAGCCUCCAUCAAACGUAGCAUCAACAAAGUGUUUGCUGGACGGACGGUCAUCAUCGUUGCUCAUCGGCUGUCUUCCAUCAAGCACGUUGAUCGGAUCAUUGUUCUGGGCAAAGGCUGCAAGAUUGUGGAAGACGGCACGCAGGAUGAACUUGUUGCCAUGAACGGCGUGUAUGCCGAGUCUUGGAAGAAGCACCUGGGAGACAGUGCUGAGGAAGAGGAAAACGAUGGAGAAGAAGAGAACCAUGACGAAGAGGGGGAUGACGAUGAGAACAGUGAAGAAACGUUGAUCAACCUGGACUAG
Exophiala xenobiotica is the source of this 2502-nucleotide messenger RNA. RefSeq lists its product as uncharacterized. Gene Ontology annotation, biological process: transmembrane transport. The record is from RefSeq and is a predicted model, not a curated record. Lineage: Eukaryota; Fungi; Ascomycota; Eurotiomycetes; Chaetothyriales; Herpotrichiellaceae. Gene Ontology annotation, molecular function: ATP binding; ATP hydrolysis activity; ABC-type transporter activity. Gene Ontology annotation, cellular component: membrane. The transcript has 4 exons. The coding region runs from base 1 to 2502 and encodes 833 amino acids.